ACCAGCAGAAAUAGGAACCUAUAUGGACUCUGUUAUAUAAAACACCUUAAUAAAGCCGAGUAUUCGGAUAAGUUGAUACGGAACGACAUUUCACGUGGUCCUCUAAAGUACUGUAAACAUCAGCUGUCUGUUUUCUUGGGGUCAGUUUCACCUGAUAAUUGUCUUGUUUGUAUCAAGGUGUCAACUUUCAAAGCAACAAGUUUAACCAAGACAUAUAGUUUCGGAAAUAACUAAAUUAAACAUCACGUACAAAGACUGAUUUCAGAGAGCAACCUUACGAUUUUUGACAAAACACAAAGAGUAUGAGGCAUUUGAAACUAAAAUGCGUAAACACAGCCAGUAUAUCAUGUUAAGGGAUAGUUGGUACGUUUACUUGUAAUUCAAUUUUAUAACCGUCUCAGCAAUCGUACAUAACUUACUUGUUUAUACUAUAUUAUGUGACUUUGACUUCAGGAACAGUGAUUACGAUACACCUUAUAGUUUUCCUAUGUUUCUAGUCUUGACAAUAAGGUAGAGAUAGCGAGGAAAGGUUAUUAUAGGUAAUUGUCACUUAUUAACGAUCACCUGCCUAUAUUUUCAAAACUUUUUUCUUCCUACAGGAUGUCAUGAUACCCAAUUCUAGUAUAUGUACGGCUGAAUGUACUCAACCUACAUCUGAUUGGACAAAUGAUCCAUCUUGGAUUAUGAAUAUGCAGGCAUUUUCCACAGAUAAAUCUCAUCGGUCAUCUAAUAAUUCAUCACAAGAUGUAUCUAAAUUAGAAGUUUUAUCUAUGAUGAGAGAUGCAAAACGACGUCGUCAAAGCUAUAGAGGAAUACAUACUGCAAGAAAAUCUUAUACUGAAGUAUUACGUGAAAUUAUAGCACAACACACUGAAAUGUUGACAGCCAGUCAAGAAUUGUCAGAACAACAGUUUCAAGAUAGAAGAUCUAAUAGUGUAGAAUCACUUUCAAAUCAAACUGAAAAUGUUCAUAAAAGAAGUCACUAUUCACAUAAAUAUAAAACACCGGAUACUUCACGAAUACAACACUAUUCUCCUUCGAAUUCUCCAUCGUCAUCAUCAACAACUCGACGAUACAAAGAAACUUAUAGAAAUACAUCCAAAUCAACUUUAAAGCAUACACAUCAUCAAUCAUCCAAAUGGAAUGAUAGAAGACAAUCAUCAUCAGCAUUAUCACCAUCAUCAUCAGCAAUAUCACCAUCAUUAUCAUCAUCAUCUAAACAUAGGACUUCUAGUUCAGAGAUGAACAAAAGUUUUCAUCAUGAUAAUGAUGUUGUUUCUCCGGUGCAUAAAAAGUUAAAAAAACACAAAAAACAUUCUAAACAUAAACAUAAACAUAAAAGUAAGAAGUAA
Messenger RNA from Schistosoma bovis, 1352 nucleotides. Lineage: Eukaryota; Metazoa; Platyhelminthes; Trematoda; Strigeidida; Schistosomatidae. The record is from the annotation of a GenBank genome assembly.